UUUGCCGUAUAGAACCACAUAGUAUCAACGAUAAGCUAGACAACUUUCUCGCCAAGAGCUCGCCCACUAAACCCAACGGCAGUGCUUUGAUUAUCCAUUGAUUUAAAACUGCCUUGCUUUUAUCAUCGCUUCUGCCCUACCAAGUCACUGCUGUCUCCGCCCACCCCUGUCAAUCCAGCCCUGAGUAGUUGCAUCAACUACCUCACCCGUGCUCUAAGGCCCGAUUAAACAAGCCCCCAGCUUUGAGAGUCGUGAUGACCAGUCACGAUGGUUCCCCCCUCUCGGUCCCUCUGCGCGUGUAUGCCAACCUCAACCACAGCUUACAUUCGCUAGGUCUGAACGUCUACCAGUCACACUUGUCUGAUUCCAAAGUCUCGCUAUCCAAUACCAAUCUUUCCCUUCCGUAUGACAACCGGGUCUCGUUGGAGGGUCCACAGUCUACACUUGCGUCUCCGAUGGGCCAAGAGCCACCCAGGGAUGACUUUAACGACAGUUUUGUGGAGUUUGACUUUGGCAAAGCAAGCAAAAGGGACGACUACGAGAUGAGGUUCGGCGGUAAAAGCUCACAGCCCCAACCGGAACCCACAAAAGCUAAGCCGAAACUUGGCCCCGCACCAGUGGUAGUCCCCAAACCUAGCGUGAAUCCUGAAGAUGACGACUUCUUCUCGGGAACCGUCACCGAAUCUGAAGGGUUUGCCGUGUCUGGUGAGUGGAAGGAGAUCAAAACCGUAACCGACGCCAACUUUUACGACGAUCGUGGGGCUGUGACCUUUGCCAACGACCGUCGGUCCCUCGACGAAGCGGAAAGACAGAAAGCCGCCCUCCACGGUUAUACCCGUAUCGACGCGGAGGAGCAGGCGACAAAGUAUUCUGCUAUCAACUCCAAGACGGAUUUUUUGUUUCUGAAAGAAGCUGUGCCAACCGAGGUGGGCACUGAUUCUGAUUCCGACCUAGACUACGAUGAGCAGUUCCAGCCGCCAUCCACCUCGCUAAAUGCUAAUGAAACCCCCGCGGAGCAGCUCCAGAACACCAAGGCAAUGCUUCUGGACGUGGAGAAAAUCGCCUAUGUUGGCCUAGUGAAUCUUACAAUGAUUGAUAUGGCAACCGACUUGGCCAAGGUCUGCACGCUGACCACCAAACUGAAGGUUGCCAAGAAGUUGUCUAUUUCACAGGCCAACUUUGGAAACUUGUACCAGAGAGUUAUGGAAAAGGUGUACGAGCACAUGGAUUUGAAUGCAGAGGAGCGGCUGAUGAUCGAGAAGUUGAGCCAGCACGGCAUUCAGCCGAGGGACAUCUGCGGAGCGUUGAUUUCGCUGACACCGAAGGUAGUGGAAAAUCCUGUUUAUGAGGAAGACGACGCAAGUAUAGGCACUGACGUCAAGGAUGUCGAGCCUAGUGCUACUCUCAGUGCUUUGAGCAAUACAGCUGUGGCCCAAGGGCCAGCUCGUGAUUCAGAUGAUGCCAGUUCUAAGAAUAACGCUGAGGCUUUUGACGAAGCCAGCAGCAUCACAAUGGCCUCGCCAUACACUUCAGGAAAAGAUCUUGACCCAGUAAACCCUUUCAGAGACACCACAUCCACCCAGGAAACCUCGAAGGAACCCAUACUGAACCCUUUCAGCGAUCCAGACCCUGCUUCGCAAACACCGGAAAAGCUCCCGGUCAGAAUGCAAAAGACCCUUUCCAUCGACCUCAAAUGGACCCUCAUGUGUGACCUCUUUCUUCUCCUCGUCUCCGAUCAGGUCUACGAUGCCCGCUGCCGGACGCUUCUCUUCAAGGCCGCUGCCAACCUCGAUAUUUCCGAGCUUGAAGUCUGCCUCUUUGAAAAGAAAGUCACCGAGUCCAUCGAAGUCAACAACUCCACGGGCGAAGAGCAGCUCGACGAGAAAGACCUUGUGGCCCGGAGAUCCCGCUUGGACAAGCGUAAGCGGGCGGUGUAUAUCGGCCUUGCGACCAUUGGUGGGGGUCUUGUGAUCGGUCUCUCGGCCGGGCUACUAGCUCCAGUGAUCGGGGCCGGAAUCGCUGCUGGGCUCACGACCGUUGGGAUUGCCGGUACUUCUGGCUUCCUCGCCGGUGUGGGUGGGACGGCGAUCGUCACCACCACCGGUGUGAUUGCCGGUGCGAGGGUCGGGAGCAAGGGGAUGGCUAAACGAGUGGGGUCGGUCAAAACCUUUGAAUUCAAGCCCUUGCACCACAAUCAGCGCACCAACUUGAUCAUUACCGUCUCUGGGUGGAUGAAUUCGACGUCCGAUGACGUCAGAUUGCCCUUCUCUACCGUAGAUCCUAUCAUGGGUGACUUGUUUUCCUUGCUCUGGGAACCGGAGAUGCUUACCUCGAUGGGCCAAACCAUCAACAUCCUCGCAACCGAGGCUCUCACCCAGUCGAUCCAGCAGAUUCUCGGCUCUACCGUCUUGAUUGGUCUUAUGGCGUCCAUCCAGUUGCCCAUGGCUCUUUCCAAGCUCGGUUACUUGCUAGACAACCCCUGGAACGUCUCCUUGGAUCGAGCCUACUCGUCCGGGUUGAUUCUCGCCGAUACGCUCAUGGCGCGUAACUUGGGUCUGAGACCGGUUACUUUGGUCGGCUUUUCCCUUGGCGCCAAGCUUAUCUACACCUGUUUGACAGAGCUUGCCAAACGGGGAGCGUACGGUUUGGUGGAGAACGUCUACAUCUUUGGUGCUCCGGUGACCGUCCAGCACGACCAGAUGAGCCUUGCGCGAUCUGUUGUUAGUGGCCGGUUCGUUAACGGUUUUUCCAAAAAAGACUGGAUCUUGGGUUACUUGUUCCGUGCCACUGGUGGUGGGUUGCGCAGUGUCGCGGGCUUGUCGCCGAUUGAAUCCAUCUACGGUAUCGAAAACUUUGACUGCACUGAGUAUGUCGAGGGCCACAUGGCUUAUAGAAAGGUGAUGCCGUUGCUUAUGUCAAAGGUGGGCUGGGAAGUGUUGUCGGAGGAGUUUGUGGAAAUUGACGGCCCGGACCCAGAACAACAGGAGAGACAGAGAAAGCUAAUCCUGGAAUUCGAAGAGGCGAAGGAUAAGAUGAACGCCGAGAUUGAUGCCAAGAAGAGGAAGAAGAAGGGCUGGAAGACAUGGUUUACGCCAAAAAAGAAGGAGUGGUGGGAGAUUUACGAAGAAGGCAGACAAGAAGUAGACCGAAAGCAGGCAGAAGGGAAGAUCCCCACUGAUGGGUCCUAUGAAGUGGACUUGGAUAUCAAGCCGGCCGAUGUGUAUUUUGAUGUGGAUGAUACUGGAAAGCUCGAGGAGGAGGAGCUGCUGGUUGCCGGUUCCCGGGAAGCGCGGUCAUCUGCAGACAAGAUGAAAGAUGCGGCGUCAGAUGUUAUGGGCGGUGCUUUAGAGGAUCAUUCUAGGGUGCCAGAGGUUGUGCAGAUGUCGUUUGACCAGUGGGAAGAUGACCGUGUACAGAUGACCUUUGAGGGGGAUACCGAAGAGCCAGUGCACAUGUCCUUCGACAGGAAUUCCUCUCCAGAACAUGAUGGUCAGCAAUCGUUUGGAUGGGACGAGAGCCCGAAGCUUGAAGAGGAUACUUCCUUUAUAUCUAACGCUAAAGACCUUGUCAAAAAAGACCCUACGAAGACUCCUCUUGGGCCGCUGGAGGGCGAGUCUGGAAGAGUAGGAUACGAAAAUCCAGAUUCCGUUUCUUACGUUCAACUGACCUUUGAAACGGAGGUUCUGGGGGUUUCUAGUCACCGCCUGUCCUCGGAGAAUACCCAAGCGAAUCCUAUCCCCUUCACCGACCUGAAACAGGAAGAUCUGGCGUCAGUACAGAUGUCGUUCGAUCCCUGGGCGGGUGCAAGCGACGAGGAGACGCCAAAGCCGGAAAACAAUGAGUACAGUUCCUUCUGCCAGGCGAACGAAAGCGAGAAAGUCGGUCCUAGUAAGGGCGUGCUGAUGUCAUUUGACCCAUGGGCGUCUGACGACGAAGAUAUUGGCGCCCAUGAUGGUGUCACCAUGUCGUUCAUGUAAUCUUGAAUAUAUACCGUCUAUAAAUCGUAAAGGGGACAUGUGGUGUGCUUGGUAUACUGAAUAUCCAGAUGUGAGCUUGAGUGCACACCUUAGCUGGUGGAGGUAUCUCUCGAGUUGGCAUUCCUCUCAGACUCGGUGUUAGCUUGCGGUACUGCAGGGCGGUGUCUCUUCUCAGUGUUAUUAUAGUAAUACUUUAUCUGCUAUAAACGGUAUUAAUACACCCGAGAAUCAUUUCUGAGUGGAACCUGCCAUA
This is a messenger RNA of Babjeviella inositovora NRRL Y-12698, 4230 nucleotides long. RefSeq lists its product as uncharacterized. The transcript has a single exon. The coding region runs from base 255 to 3977 and encodes 1240 amino acids. Lineage: Eukaryota; Fungi; Ascomycota; Pichiomycetes; Serinales. The record is from RefSeq and is a predicted model, not a curated record.